Molecule: messenger RNA, 1473 nt
Organism: Microplitis demolitor
Lineage: Eukaryota; Metazoa; Arthropoda; Insecta; Hymenoptera; Braconidae
Product: G kinase-anchoring protein 1
Exons: 5
Coding region: 172-1125 (317 amino acids)
Biological process (GO): signal transduction
Cellular component (GO): Golgi apparatus
Source: RefSeq, a predicted model, not a curated record
CCAUGAACCAACUAAACAACGACAUACAAGCGCAGGCGUUUUGAUUGGUGUUGAUUUGUGAUACGGUAACCUCCAAAAUAAAUGAUAUUUUUUAAAAAUAAAUAAUACUUAAUUUAAAUGCCGGUUUAAUUAAUUAUUGAAUAAAAAUAAAUUAAUAUUUAUUAAUAAAUAAUGGCUACCGCAGUGCCUUCCCGUUUUGCAGUACUUGCUAUUGAUGAUGACGAUUGUAAACCAAAAAAAAAUAAAAAAAUCUCAACUAAUAAUAUUAAUAACAAUGAUAAAAAUCUUACUAACAAACAAUUAAAAAAUAAAAAUAAUAAAAGUAAUCUACAAGUACAAAAAACUUCAGCACAGCCUAAAAAAGAUGAUAAAAAAAAAUCAAAGCCAAACAAAAAGAAAAAAUCUGAAAAAGAAACUCAACAAUGGGAACAAUGGAAAGAAAAAGAUUCGAUGUCUGUUGAAGAGGCAUAUAAACAACAGCUACACGAAGCAUUACUUUUAUCAAAGUUAGCUUAUGAAGAACAGAAGGAAAAUAAUUUGAAAAAAAGUCCUGAUGAUUCUGGUAAAAAAUCAACCGGGUCGAGUAAAAUAAAAAAAGCUGCUACUAUGUCAUUGGAUGAGUUCAAUAAUUUAACUGCUAAUAAUGAUGUCAUUGAUGAAUCAAAUUCUCAAGAAAAGACUAAAGAGUCAGAUGUUGAAUUUUUUGAUCGCAUUGACAAAGAAACAAAACAAGAAUUAAUUAACAACAAACAACGGGAUAUUCUAAAGUCACGUUUAAAUAAACUUGAUGAUGAUAUAUCAUUGGCACAAUUGAAAGUUGAAGUUGAGAAACGUGAUACCGAGAUAUCAGAAUUGAAAUCAAUAAUUGAUAAGCUUAAAAUUGAAUUAUCUCAAGUAAAAGAAAGAAAUAAAAAACUAUGUGGUAUUUUAGCUGUUGGUGAAAUGAAAGACAAGGCUUCAGUAAUAGCAGAAGUAUCAAAAUUACAAGAAAUAAGAGAUGAAUUAACAUCUGAAGUAACAUUGUUGCAUGCACAAUUGGAACAAGAACGUUCUAAAACACGUGCCUCAAGCGCUGAUUUAAAAAAUACUAAAAAUAAAAAAAAAACAACCAAUGAUACUGCCUAAACUAAAUAAUUAUUUAAUUACCAUACCAGUUCUAAUGAAAAAUAUCAUCUUUUUCAUUUGAAAUUAGAAUUUUUUUUUUUUUUACUCAGAAAAAAAAAGUAUACGGUAUUACACAUUUACUAUAUUAACAUUUAUCAAAACUAAACUAGGUAUGUGAUUUAAGUUCUUCUUCCGUAAAGUAAUUAUUAAUAGUACUAAUAAUAAUAUUAUUUAAUAAAAGAUACAAAACUACGACUGAUUAAUAAUUAUGAUUAAAUAAUAUGCGAUUAAUGAUAAUUAAUUAAAUAUUUAACUAAUUGAUUAUUCAGUGCAUUAAUACUAAAUUUAUAGAAAUAAUCCAUCAUGAAC